AUGAAGAGACACCGCAGCGACGGAGAUCAACCAGAGAUGCAAAAGAAGACAGUCGACGCCGGUGCAUCAGGAGUAGGAGGAGGAGGAGAAGGAAUCACCUGCGGGGGCUGCGGGACGCCGGUGUCGAUGGUACUCGAUGACGAUCAUCAUCACGUUCACAUGGAUCUGCAGGAGUUGCCCGAAGGAUGCAUAGCUAACGUCGUCUCCUUAACGACGCCUCGAGACGCGUGCAGGUUUGAGGAGGCUAGAGGAUUUGGUCGUGACGAUCCCUUGGAGGUCAAGGUAGGACUUUUUGGGGAAGAAGAGACUAGUAGUAAGCGCAUUGUGUUUCUGGGGAGACAGAACAUUACCGGGAGACCCAUGGAAAUCGAUGAAACUCAAUAUCCAAAGAAAAGGCCCGACGGCUGGCUGGAGGUGGAGAUUGGAGAGUUUUUCUGUUCAGGAGAAGAAGAUGGGGGGUUAAUGGAGAUGACAUGUAUGGAUGUUGACCUUCAUAGAAUGAAGAGAGGCCUUAUUGUUCAGGGGAUUGAAGUCAGGCCCAAAAGAGUGUAG
Messenger RNA from Malus domestica (apple), 552 nucleotides. The record is from RefSeq and is a predicted model, not a curated record. NCBI's taxonomy places the organism in Eukaryota, Viridiplantae, Streptophyta, Magnoliopsida, Rosales, Rosaceae.